Molecule: messenger RNA, 636 nt
Organism: Polyodon spathula (Mississippi paddlefish)
Lineage: Eukaryota; Metazoa; Chordata; Actinopteri; Acipenseriformes; Polyodontidae
Gene: rd3l
Product: RD3 like
Exons: 2
Coding region: 1-636 (211 amino acids)
Source: RefSeq, a predicted model, not a curated record
AUGCCUCUGUUUGGCUGGAUGAAGUGGUCUAAACCCGAAGUGGACAGUCCAGACCAGAAGCAUAGCAAGGUGCCCACCAAGACUUUAAUGAGGGAGCUGCUGUGGCACAUGGAGGAGAGAAAGAGUCUGAUCCGGGAGAUGGUGAAGGAGCAGAGGGUCUUGCAGAGCGGCAUGGAAUACAAGUGGCUGCAGAGCUACCAAAGCCUGAAAUUCCUUAUCCCACCGUCAGAGCGCAGGCAGCUGGAGCACCUCUGCUCCCAGAUCCAGCCUUCCCACACUGCCUCCGUGCUGUCCCGGUUCCGAGAAAUAUUGUCAGGAAACGACAUUCUGCCUUGGGAGCUAGUCUACGUAUUCAAGCAGGUCCUGAAGGACUUUAUAACACAAAAUGAGGAAGAAAAGCAGCAAAUACGGCUGAUGGAAUCCUGGACCAACAGACAUCAAACGAAACUGGGGUUCAUUACCCGCACCGUCCCUGACUGCAGCGAAACUUUCAAAGAGGAGAUCCCCACAAUAUCAAGCUACGUUGACAAAAGUAUGCAAGGUGAAUGUCCAUAUUUUGUUGAAAGAAUCUGGGAUUUACCUUACUACUACCCCGCUCACUGCACCUGCUCGGAGGCAUACAGUGCCACAAUAUAA